Molecule: messenger RNA, 2107 nt
Organism: Aspergillus versicolor CBS 583.65
Lineage: Eukaryota; Fungi; Ascomycota; Eurotiomycetes; Eurotiales; Aspergillaceae
Gene: yap1
Product: putative bZIP transcription factor AP-1/Yap1
Exons: 4
Coding region: 210-1907 (565 amino acids)
Cellular component (GO): RNA polymerase II transcription regulator complex
Molecular function (GO): transcription cis-regulatory region binding; DNA-binding transcription activator activity, RNA polymerase II-specific
Source: RefSeq, a predicted model, not a curated record
UUCGACACCAGCUGCCGAUAGCUUCAGCACUGUAAAUCGACCUUGUCGUCAGUAUCGAGACGGCAAACGGGCGGGAAGCCCGACCUGGCUAUCAAUCGUCAAUAGCUUUCGCGUCUGCAAUACCAGCCACCGGAUUCAUUUAAUCGACAACUCUUCUUGCCUUUGCAUACUGAAGUCUUUCAAGUUGCAUUGCAUAUUUUUGCAUCUCCAUGAUGUCCGACUUCAACACUCUGUACCAGCAAGGUCUCUACCUUUCCCCUGGCCAACAGGAUCUCCUUCUAGCCGCUCUUUCUUCGAACAACAAGCAGAAACCCAACGGCCAGGCACCAAAGACCGGGUCAAAUCCUACCGAUACACCGGGUCAAGCGUCCACGGGAAGCUUUAGUGCGUCUCCGGCAUUCGAUGGUUCGAAUCACCAAUUCGACAACCUAAACUACGACGAGAGCCCCUUCCUUGACUUCAACCCAGAUCUCGAAUGGGAUUUCCCCGGCUCGGACGAAAACCUGAUUGGUGAUCUGCCAGGAAGUGCGGUCUCGGAUGAUCAUGAAGUCGGUGAUAAGCGAAAGGAUUCUGAUAGCACGAGCGAAGUUUCUGGAAAGAAACGAAGGGAAAGUGACGAUAAAAGUGAUGAAAAGGCAUCGAAGAAACCAGGAAGAAAGCCGCUGAUGUCAGAACCGACUUCGAAGCGCAAGGCACAGAAUCGUGCAGCACAACGGGCAUUCCGCGAACGAAAAGAGAAACACUUGAAGGAUCUGGAAACAAAAGUAGACGAGCUACAAAAGGAAUCUGACGAUGCUAAUCAGGAAAAUGGAUUGCUCAAAGCUCAGGUUGAGCGUCUACAGGUUGAAUUGCGAGAGUAUCGCAAGCGUCUUUCUUGGGUCACACAAGGAAAUGCGCUUUCAGCUAUCAAUUCAUACCCAGGCAAUGCCAACCGUAUGUCUGGGUUGAACAAUAAUGACUUCAUGUUCGAUUUCCCCAAGUUUGGGGAUCUACCCGGAAACCGUAUCUUCAACGGUGGCUCGCAAGGCAAAACCGGCCAGAACAACUCGAACGAUGCCACACCGAUACCUGGAGUUUUACGACACCCCGCACUCCAGACUUCAGCUAACAGCAGGGGUUCUAACUCUGCUUCCCCCAAGGCUGCCACACCAGCUAAGCCAGCUAACGCAUCACCGGCCACCACGAAUGGACGCUUGACAAACCAAGCCCCGAAUUUGUCUGCCUACAACUUCAACCGACAGACGGGGCAGAGCCACGACACCUCGAAUUCCGAUUCUCCAUCGUCUUCCUCAGACUCUCAUAACUUCCUUUCGUCUAACGGUACCUCCCCAGAACCUAGCGUACAGUCUCCGGAAAAUAAGCCCAAGGAAUCUCACGAUGCUCACGACGGGCACGCUUGCACCAUUGACGCUGUGAGACACCGGAGCGAAAGCGCGACGAACACCCCCACCGAGCCAGAGAACACCGAAAAUGUUCCUGGAAUUGAUUUCAUGGCUCAGCAGAACGGAGGCCAAUUUGACCCUCUUCUAUUUGGGGACUGGCGGGAGCCUCAAGAUGCAAUUCUAUCCCAAGAUUUCAACACGUUCUUUGACGAUGCAUUCCCAUUGCCUGACCUGGGUAGCCCGUCUCAUAAUCUCAGUGAGGCUGGCACCCAUACACAGCCCAAGAAGAGCAUCCUUGAUGAGAUUGAUAAUAAGAUGGAUGAGGAAGUUGUGCCAGGGGAGGACAAGGCCCAAAUGAUGUCUUGCACCAAGAUUUGGGACCGAUUGCAAUCCAUGGAGAAGUUCCGCAAUGGGGAGAUCGACGUCGAUAAUUUGUGCUCUGAACUACGCACGAAGGCUCGCUGCUCCGAGGGCGGUGUUGUUGUGAAUCAGAGGGAUGUGGAUGAUAUCAUUGGCCGUGUCUAGACGGUCAAUCGACGCAUUGAAGGAAUAUGCAGUGCCAACAACCGUGGAAUCAUCUGCUUCUCGAAUUCGGAUACAGAUACCCCUCGAUAUGAUACCUCGAUGAUAUUUGGAGUAACGGGAUAUGAUACAACUUUGUCUUUUUACUAAUGGGAUGCACAAACACAACUACAAGUUGAAUUGGUGCAAAAUGUCAUGAUUUA